GCAUACUCACAGACGCCAGUUUAUCUCUCACUACCGUCCACGAGAGGCGUUCACGACUUAAUUUUUAUACCAAAAAAUAUUUUUUGUAAAUCUCAAAAUGUUCAGAUUCUUGAUUCUUGCGUUUGUUGCGACGGCGUUCGCUGACACUCAUGAUGGACCCUGCCCUGAGGUCAAGCCGGUUGAAAACUUCAACUUAACUGCUUACCAAGGCGUCUGGUAUGAAAUUUCAAAGCUACCCAUCGCGUCAGAAGGCAAAGGCAAGUGCGGCCAGGCUGAAUACACCCUGAAUGGUGACGAGGUCAAGGUCAAAAACUCACACGUCCUUGAUGGAGAGCAGAAGUUUAUUGAGGGCACCGCUAAGUUUGCCGCUGAUGCCAACAACGCUGCCAAGCUCCUCGUGUCCUUCAAAUUCGGAGAAUUCGUAUCCGAGUCUGGUCUGCAGAUCCUGACGACUGACUACCACAGCUACUCUAUUGCUUACAACUGCAAGUACGACGAGAAGACCAAGACUCACAAUGAGCAAGCCUGGAUUCUCUCAAGGUCCAAAUCCUUGGAGGGCGAAGCCAAGACCACCGUUGACGCGUUCCUGAAGGAACAUUCCAAGGUCAUUGACUCCACCAAACUGGUUAAAACUGAUUUCUCCGAAGAGGCCUGCAAGUUCACCGGCUCCAGCGUCAUGACAGAACAAACUGCCAAGCCUUGAAUUUUUGAAUUUCGAAGAUCAAUUUAAAAUAGGAACGCAAAGCUAUGGUGAUAUGAACCUUGUUUUUGAACACCAGUACUGAUUCUUUUUGAUUGUAGACUUUCGGCUGUUUUCAAUAUUCUGUCUAUCGUUUGAUUAUGCUUACUAUGAAUGUAGUUACGUCGUCAGUUCAAUCGCGACGUGUCAGGAACGCAUUCUCUGAAUGGCCGAACUAUAGGGAUAGAAUUUACACCAUUUACCCAUACAGGUAAUGUCAAAUUCCUAUCUUUAGUAAGCAAAUCCGCGGAUAUGUAGUUGGGAACGGACCUUGUUUUCUAUGUAGUUGAUCUUAAUAUGUAUUGUAGUAACUUAUGUUUAUUUUGUUGAAAUUGUGAGUAUUGAUGUUUGAAGUUAAGGUUCUUCUUCUGCAAAAUUGUUUUGACGUCAAGUUUAAGAGAAUUUGAUGAUGCGAAAUGCUCUCGAAUAUUUUUUACAGAUAGUGCAAAAUAAUUGCAAAAUAUGAAUACAUCUUCAGAUUUUCUAUAAUUUGACGUUAAAUUAGAUUCAGCUUUUGAAAAUAUUACGAAAUAAUAAUGAGUGUAAUUGUGACUGUCGUCACCUAGCCCUAAAUAUUAUCAAAUAAUAUUAAUUUAUUUUACAAGGCGCCACGAUGACGGGCCUCUUAAGAACACAUUAACUUUCUAUUUUAUGGAUAGGGAUAUUUGACGGCUGACAUGGAGUGCAAUAAAUACUUAACAAAAUAUUUUAAGUGUCUAAAAGUUUCUCACAGCAAAGCAAUCAAACAUCUGCUAAGCAGGACUUACAAGCCGUUGCCAACCGUUAAGGCAAUUAGGACCUUGAGACAAAGGACUCAAUAUUGAAUAGAAGUGCACAUGUGCCAAAUCCCAAACGGACCCCGACAGCGAUGCUUAGAACAAUUGAGAAUAUGUACAAAAAGACUAAUAAAUCUAUCUUAUAACAAAUAGACGAAUACGCGAAACAGGACCUUAAGAAUAGGGUGGAGUCAGCGCUGAAGGUGGGACUUGCGAGGAUGUAGGAAGGGAUAGCAGGCCACAAGGGUUUGCAGGGAACUGAAGCAGGGACAGUUGGUCCUAGGUCGCGCAGUAGGCUAGUACUCUGACCGAAAUUAGGAGACGCCUCAUGGAGGCUAGAGCUAAGUUGUGAAGUAAUAGUGAGUCAUGAAAGCCAAGUGAAUCUGGGGAGGCGAAGGUGCAUGGUCGAAGUGAUCUGCGCGAGAGUGUGGUAUUGUGGUGGUAACUAAGUCGUAGGAGCGUAUACCUAACACCCACGGCCGGUCAUCCGGAGGAAGAAGGGAAACGUUCUUCGGGCAAGCGACAAGGAGGACUCGCGUGAGUAAGUCGAAUAGGUCCGGGUGCAGGAUAUUGAUCGGUGAGUGGUUUAUAUCGAUGUUAUGGGUAUUACAUCAUUAUUGUCUUUUAUUUUAGUGUGCUUCAUGCACUGCGUAGGGAAUCGAGUAGUGCCCUGGUUCGGGAUUACCACGGCGACUGCGUGACCACAGUUGUGGGACCUUAAUUAUGAAAUUCGGCUGUGAUCAACACCCCUAGGCUGUACUUUCUAGCUGCUCUGGUAUUUAAACAUAAACGUAUUGCAAAGCGUGAGACGAGACUUGGCAAUAGCGUAAUGGUACUGUGCACUUUCGUAAGCGUAAGAAUACUGAGCUUUGUUUUAUGUAACGCGCUUCUAUCUAUGUAUAUAUCUGGCAUGUUCUCUCCCGACUACACUGAGGUAUCCCAGACUCGCGUUUGGUUAUAGGGAAACGGAGAAGGCCUUCUACUACACUUACAAUAAUGACACAGUUACACACCCAUACCCUUGCCGUGGACUAGGGCUCCCACAAAUCGAAUACACAAUUGGAGGGCAGAACCGUAUUGACUGACCGCGGUUCAUUAUUACAUAACGGCUCAUGGCCGUAUGAUUUAUGUUACGUCAUUAAGAAUACACGUUAUCCCAUAACAGGAUACAAUUAAACCAAACGCUAGUUACAGUUACUUCUUAUGGACUGACAAACCGGCAGCUUCUUCUGUCUUGCAUUUGUUGUACGCACUCUUCCAGGGAGCGGGGGUAGGCUUCACAUACUUCCCCUAACAAAACUAAACCAUAGACCCGUCCUGAUGGACGCUAGGGACCGUGUCUUGCCAUCACGCAUACGGCUUCAUGAGUCGAUCAAUGAUUUUGUGUUGAUGGUGAAACACGCAGACUGGACUAGGCUAGAACGGGGAGAUUAAGGAAGAGGAAGUGACGAAUUACCACUUCGGUGUAUACCAGGUGUAUUCAUAGAGAAAGCUACCACCGACUGACCAUACACUGCGCUUGCGCUAGUUUGAUCUUUGUAAGGGUAAAUCGGUCCGUAACGGGAAUCCAUCAAUUGUACGCGUUCAUUCUAACUGGAGACUUAUCUUACCCAAUGGCAGUAGUACUUCGCAGUACUCUGUCUUAGGAUUGGGUGCGAUAUUUUAUAUAUAGGGAACGUGACGGCUAGAACCUUCUAUGUUAGCCCUAGACGUUCACGUGCGGAGUGUCAGCCACUCUAGGGUGGCUACACGUCACUAAACUGGGGAUUGUAGCAUUAGAGCAGUAUAUUAUUAUAACCUAAAGCGCAAGCUCUAUGUAUUUCUUCUGUUAGGUUUCGUUAGGUAGGUUUGCUAUCCCUCUCACUCUCUAAUAGUUUCUAUAAUUCAAUUUGUACCCUGCAUGUUAAGUCUGAUUUGAUUUGCUGACGUCUCGUCUACCCCUGCCCUUAGUUUUUAUUAGACGGGACUAAUGGUAAAGUUAAUGCAUGGUCCUCUAAGGUGGAAGAGCGUCCAGUAAGGUGACGAGCUCUACAGGGUUGCGCGGAUGGCGGGGCGCAACCUCUUCCCCUUCGGGGGAAGCCUGCGGUAUUUAUAUGUUAGGAAAAGCGAAAAAUUUUACAGCCUAGGGGUUGAUCAGGAACUGUUACAUUUGGCGCUGCGUGACCAGGAUUCUCGUCAUUAAAUGUACUGAUUCACUUCAGUACAACGAGAAUAAAAGAACUAAAUCGGUUACUACACAAAAACACAACGUAGAUUUGAUUUCAUACUUAUGGUCCUUGACGAGGCAUUACGGCAAUAAAACAGCAUUGGGUUCGAUUCCCUGUGAUUUUUAUACAACGUGAUGAACUGUGAGUUCAUAUGGCGAUGAUUACGGUUACGGGUUCGACUCCCUAACUGAAGUGUUGUAUAAAACGAGUCAUAAUUACGACGGAUUCUAGUUAUGGGUUCGAUUCCCUAACGAAGACCUAGACUCUGGCUAGAGGUGAAAGAUGAUGCAAGAAUUAAGAGUUAACUACGGUUAUGAUUUACGGUAAUGGGUUCGAUUCCCAUAUGUUACCAAGGGCGUGAACUGCAUAUCCUUAUGGAUGGAUUAAUACAGUUGGAAAUACAGUUGUGGGUUCGAGUCCCUAACAAAAGUGUGCAGCCUAGAGGUAUUUAUGUAUGUGGUUUUAAGUAUGAAAGAAAUGAAUAUGUGAAAUACUAAGAUAGAAGAAAUGGGCAGAUGGCUAGAGGUAGGAUGUUGGUUCUGAAAUUUUGCUAUAAGCGUAAAACUGUAUAAUGGCAAUAAGCGUAUUUGCAUAAGCGUAAGGAUAGAAUUAGUGUAAGAAUACUGAGCGUACUUUAAAGAAAAUAAACGUCAUGGCUGUAAACCCCGCUUCUAUAUAAGUAUAUAACGACGUAUAUUUUCCCGAUUACAUUGCGGAGAAGGCCUUCUAGAAAUUACACUGGAGUAGGUAAUAAUACAGUUACACACCCACAAAUUUGCCGUGGACUAGGGGCAUGCGCUUAUAAAAUACACAUCUGGAAGGCAGAACCGCAUUGAUAAAUCAUUGCGAUAUCAUUUUGUCACAACCUUAGCACUUUGCUUCGGUCUGUGUGGUUAAUACACUAAUCUAUAUUUUUACACGAGUUCAUAAAAAUAUAAUUAUAAUUACUUUUAGUUUAACUGACGAACCGACAACUUCCUCUAGGUUGUAUUUACGUGUGAUUUAAAUAUUCAUCUUUGAAAUUUCUUCACACAUAGGAAUCAAUAUAUUGUGUGGCUAUUUGUAAAGCCUCUGUCUUCUGUAAAUAGAUACUUGGCUGGUUUUGUUUUAAAUUCCAGGACACUAACAGACUUCAUGUACGAGCCUACACAGUUUCGACAUCAUUUUUCUGCGUCGCUUGGGUUCAAAGUUUCAUCAAAAUCGUCGUGCGCGUACGUCGGCUGAUGUACCUACGUACUAGCAGCCCUAGUGUGGAUGCGGUUGCGAAGCUAAGUUGCCAAAUUAUUUAAGUUAAUCGAUAGUGCUUAAUCAUAUUCCAGCUCGUGAUGAUUGAAUCAAUGUGGAUAUGAGCUAUCACGGCUGUGUGGAAUGCACAGUGUAUCCUUUAAUGACAGACUUAUAUUGGCAUUUCCAUUUAAAUCGGUUAAAAAAAAAAAAAAAAAAAAAAAAAAAAAAGGGAACUGAAUUAAUGUUUGUUCAAUGUUCUGUCUUAUUAGUUGAUUUACAACCGGCUCUAUCCUCUUAGAAUCGGAGGGGGGUAAACCCAGUUGGGACGAAUUUUUACAUUCUUAUAAAUAAAUUAUACAACUAUCAUUGGAUUAACUUCCAAUUAGAAUCAACUUCUAAUUAGUACAUGUGCGAACUAUUCCAGGAUAAAAAUGCUGCAAUAAUUAUCACGACGCAACGGAGAGGCCUAAGUUCAGCAGCUGUAGUAGGCUGAGUUGAUAAGGGAAGGUAACGCGGUGCCAUAAUGAAAAGCUCUAGUAGAAGAAACUCUGGUAUGUAUAUUCAACUUAUAAGCAUGCGCAGAUUCUUCUACUAGACCGAAACCAGAGUGAUUUCAUCAAAACGUUGUUUCAUCUAGUUCUAGUACGAAUCUUAUUGGUGGAAAUAUUCCGUUAGACAAGCCUUAUGUUUUAACUGACUGAUGCUAGGAGCUCUCCGGCCUAUUGUGAAAUCUCAUACGCUGUACUGCGUCACGCGUCUGAUUUUCAGAGGGGGGAAUGUGACUGUCGUCACCUAGCCCUAAAUAUUAUCAAAUAAUAUUAAUUUAUUUUACAAGGCGCCACGAUGACGGGCCUCUUAAGAACACAUUAACUUUCUAUUUUAUGGAUAGGGAUAUUUGACGGCUGACAUGGAGUGCAAUAAAUACUUAACAAAAUA
This is a messenger RNA of Helicoverpa zea (corn earworm), 5885 nucleotides long. RefSeq names its product bilin-binding protein-like. Gene Ontology annotation, molecular function: pigment binding. The record is from RefSeq and is a predicted model, not a curated record. Lineage: Eukaryota; Metazoa; Arthropoda; Insecta; Lepidoptera; Noctuidae. The transcript is spliced from 4 exons. Bases 98 to 703 code for a protein of 201 amino acids.